AAAAGAAAGAAUUACAGAAUCUUCAAGUCAAUCUUCAAUAUUUAGUGAAUCUCAGUGCAUCAAGAUCUGACCUACAAUAAUGAUGGAAGUACGCUACAUUGCUAUUGCAUGCAUGUUGUGUGUGGUCCUACUGCAGAUGGGAUCCUCUGAUGCUGAUUUAGCCCAAUUCUGUGGCCAGAUAGUUCGAUAUACACGCCGUGGUUGCCUCAAUUACAAUAACUAUGGCUGUUGGUGUGGAAACGGAGGUAGUGGUCCAACACUAGAUGGCGUGGACAGGUGUUGCAAGACCCACGACUUGUGCUAUAUUCGUAACUCUGGGUGCAACCCAAAGUGGAGGUGGUAUCCAAGACGUGGUGGACAAUGCACGGGCAGUCGAGGAUCCUGUGGCUACAAUGUCUGUAAAUGUGACGAGGAUGCAGCCAGGUGUUUUGCCAGAAACUCAUACAAUUCUGGUUAUAAGGGAGCCAGGAGUAAAGGGAGAUGCUAACUACAUGUGAUACAAACAGUUAUACACUUACAUAGACUUGAACUUACAUACUGUACUUCUACUUAAUUUGGCGCUACUCAUUUUGGCUGAUUUGCUUUUUGAACAUUUGACGGCUACUUAAUUUGGCAG
Owenia fusiformis is the source of this 616-nucleotide messenger RNA. The record is from the annotation of a GenBank genome assembly. Lineage: Eukaryota; Metazoa; Annelida; Polychaeta; Sabellida; Oweniidae.